AAAAAAAAUAGAUCGGUAGCAUCAGAAGGCAGAAAAUGUGCAGCAAAGGGCAGCAGCAGCAGCAACAACAAUACCCAAAACAAAUUUUGGGAAUGGGUCUUGUCACUUCCUUUUGACAGCAAAUGGUCAAAGCGCGAGGAAGAUACAAGGAGUGCUAGUUAUGAAGUCGUUCUUGUUUUAUAUUAUUCUCUUUGCUUUCUUAAAAGUUCCAGAUGUUGCUUUUGGCCAAGACUGUUGCCAAAAGUUAUCACUGCCAAAUGAGUGUCACUUUCUUUGUGGAACAAGAGAAGAGAGUUGGUGGAGUUUGACAAGGUGGAGAUGCAUGCAUCAACAUGGAGCAGAGGUUGCAAACUGCAAGAUAAAAGCAAGCAUUGAUUAUGUCAAGGCAUUUGGACAGGAUUUCACAAAUACCAUCCAGAAAAGCUUCAACAAGCUCUCUACAGCUUUACAAGCAAAGCUUUCUGAUGCAUCAAAAUUUGCUACAGCCACUGCUGAAGAGCUAAAAACAGUUUCUCAGGAUGUUCUGUCCUCGCUGACCACAGUGUCACAGAUGACAGUUACACAAUUCAGAGGCCUUGUUCCAAGAUUCAAAUCAUUCUCUGCUGAAAAUUUGAAGAUUCUCUUGAAUAAAAUCAACAUUGAUGUAAUUUUCCAGAACAUUCAGGAUUUAGCUAAAGAGACAUGGGAUCUUGCUCAAGUCAAAAUAAUUUCUUCAAAAGUCUAUCAGAAAUAUGGUAAAGACAUUGCCAAAUGGACCUCUGCACAGUUUUCAUCACUUGGAAAUUUGAUAGCUGGAAUACCCUCCUCUGAUCUUGCAAAAGUUGCUGCAAACACUUUUGACAAGAGUCUAACAUCCAUUUGCAAAGCAAGGCUAAAGGUUUAUCAGAAGAUUAGUUUGAUAACUCCUGCUACAAAAGCCUUUGGUAGCUUGUCAAACUGGACUAGCACUCAAAUUAAACAGAUGUGUAAUUUAGUUGAAGCACUAACCCCAGAACAAAUACUGGAAUUGUCUGCUAAAGAGAUUUCUGAUGCUAUCGACGGCCUGAAAAGCCUCUCUUUCAGCGAUACACAACUGGAUGCGCUGUUAAAGAAAGCCAAAGACCAGUACGGACAGAUAUCGUCAUGGACGCUGUCGCAAUUGCAGAACAUAGGGAAGAUGGUUAAGGGUCUUAGUGCUGCAGAUAUUCGAAAGAUCGACAAAGAGAAAAUUAAGACUAUGCUGACUGGACUUGGAAAUAUCCAGUGGGAUAUUGCGCAAGUCAGGAGACUGGGUACUAAACUGAAGGAAGCUCUAGGGGCUCCUGACAAAUGGACGUCGGCAGAUCUUGAUAAAGCAAAGACGUUGCUGAAGGGACUUGUUGUUUCGGAGCUAGAAAAGAUUGACAGCACGGGUUUGAAAAAUUCCCUGAGAAAUCUAAAGCCAGUCGUUUGGACUAUGGACCAGUCUCAGGUCAUCCUAGGAAAAAUCAAAGAAAAAGUCACUCUGGACAGUCUUACAAAGGAGGAUGUCUUGGCCUUAUUUAACACAGUAGAUGCCUGGUCUACAUCUGAUGUUGGCAGAUUUUCCCAAACUGUUCUCUUUGCUGUGUUUCCUGAGCUUCUUAUUGUUAAGACGAUCGCCACUCCAGUUUUGAGACAGUUCAUAAGAACUUAUAAGCAACAGCCAGGUAGCAAAGACAUCAGCGUGCUAAAAGGUUUAGCGCAAGCACUAACACGGAUGGAACUCAAUGAAGCUGUGGUAGCAGACAUUGUAGUUACCUUAGAACAGCUGACGGGCAAUGACUGGGAUGAAGCACAGAUUGUAGAGUUGAUGGUCAAAGUUCGAUCAAAACUUGGCAACCUUAACCUUACCGAAACAAUAGACAGUGACUCUCCACCAUGGGGGUCGAAGAAUCUUAAGAAACUAGGGAAGGUCAUUCUUGGUCUCACGAAGGACGAACUGAAGAUUUUUCCAAUUAGAGGGAUUGAAGAUUCAGUGGAGGUCAUGGGAAAGCAGUCAGGAUGGAGACGGGGCCAGAUUAUUUCGAUGAUUUUGAGGUUCCGCGAGUACAUGGCAUUCCAAAACAAAACCAUUGAAAAUCUUGGUGAGCUGGACCUCGAGACACUUGGUAGCCUUGUGCAGGGUUUUGCAGCGAAGGAGCUCAAGACAUUGCCGCAGUCUGCGUUGAGUGUUGCUAUCAAAAAGCUUGGAGAGACGUCUGGGUUGCCGGAAGACAAAUUGAAAUCAUUUGCAUUUACAGCCUUAGAGCAUUUCAAGAAUAAAUCUGGCGUUGACAUUUUGGAUACGAAUCAAGUUAAAUCGCUUGGGAACCUCGUGGUUGGUUUAAGCAAAGAGGCUCUUUCAAAGAUAGGGAAAAAUGCUUUUUUGAGUGAAGUUUACAAUAUCGCUAAAAAGCCAGGAAUGACCAAUGAUAAAUUCAAAGAACUGAUAAAGCUCGGGAAAAAAUACUUCGGGAAGAGUGAUGUCGGUCAGUGGCUUGGGGAACAUUGGAAGAAACUUGGACCUGCAAUAAAAGGAAUGGAUGCCGCAGAGAUCAUGCGCAUAAAUAAGGAAGCAUUUGAUGACGUCAUUGACUACUUUGGUGAAAUUGAUGGCUGGACACCAGAGCAGGCGAAAGCGUUUGUUUUGAAGGCGAAAGAUUAUUGGAAAGAGAGAGAUGUAGGCAAAUGGACUGGCGCCCAACUCAGGAGGCUUGGCUCUUUAAUCAACGGUCUUUCCGCGGAUGAGAUUUUACGGAUUGCAAAGAACAACUUCAAAGACAUGAUUGGCAGCUGUGCGCAUGUCUCUGAUCUCAACGGUGCUGUUUCGAAAGCUUUGAUUUCCAGAGCCAAACAGGUAUUGGCAAACGGUGAUGCAGCUAAGUUCAAUUUAACAGAGAUAAAGCUACUCGGCUGUGCCUUAACUGGUUUGGAUACAGAUGAUCUCAAGAAGCUAAGACUUGAUAUCGACGUCAUUGCAGAGCUCGGCAAACACACUGGUUGGAAUACAGAGCAGCUCAAAGUCCUUGCUGGGAAAGUGAAGACUUUUCUUCAAACCAAUGUCAACAAGGAAAACUUAAUGAGUAUUGGAACUCUAAUCAAAGGUUUAACUGCUGAUGAUAUCAAGUCACUAACAAGUGAUUCGUUCAAAUAUGCACUUGGAAAGAUUGGGAAGCUCAGUGGACUAAGCGAAGAGCAGAUCAAUGCCUUAAUACUUAAAGCCAAGGAGGCCUGGGGCUCUGACGUCAGUACAUGGACGGCUGCUCAAGUGAUCGAGCUCGGAAACUUGUUUAGCGGUAUGAAACCAGAAGAUAUCCCAAAAAUCGAUAAAGAUGCAAUUGAUCAAAUCAAGAUUUCAGCUUUAGGAAAGAUGACGAAAGAUCAGAUCAAGGCAUUCACAGUGGUGCAGUUAAAAUCGAUGGACUCGCCCCAAGCUUAUGCGCUAACGGCAGAGCAAAGAUCCGGACUGUCCGGUGCUCAGUUGAGUGCACUUGUCUCGGUAGAACAAUCAGAUCCUCAGGAACCGGAUCCCUGGGCGUGCAAAGGUGUGUGUGCUGGGGCAACAUCUAUUUUUUCACCAUCGAUUUUUAUGGUGCUACUGUGGACAUUGGCCCAACUGUUUUGGAUUCACCAUUAAAGAGCCACACUCAGGCAAUCAACUUUGAAUCCUGGCAGGGCCUAUCAUAUAAUUGCUAGCUGGUCUAUCACAAGUACAGUAUACCACUUUUUAAAGCAGAAGCUAUUUAAUUGUACUAAUAGGAUAAUUCAUGAUUUAAAGAUAAAAACUUUUGAAUUGUCCAGUGGAGCGGAAUGGCGUUGGAUGAACGUACAUUCCCACUUACAUAGAGGCUUUCUUCGUAGUUUGUUUGAUUUUUUAGAAAUUUCAUUUUUAUUGAAAUUUAAAUUCAAAAAUGUUGUUUUCAUAUAAAUAGUGAUUCAUAACGUUAUUUUCAAAUAAAUCCUUACUCAAAUAGAGUUAAUACGCCAAUGUUCUUGACUAGGGAAAGGGGGGCUUCAGUAAGAAGUAGAUUUAUAAUUAGUGAAUAUCAUGUUGAAUAAACUCAACUUUUAUAAAAAAACUUUGUCUUAAAACUUUUAAUGUUUCUUCUAAUGUUUUUAAUGUUUGUAUGAAAUCUCCUUAAGACGACACAGUGUCCCACUGAAUUUGCUAUUUUUAAGGGGACUAGAAUUCAAAUGCUGCCAGAAAUGAUGUUUGUCAGCUCUUCAGCAUAAUAUUUACAAAAGUUUUUCAGCAAGCUAAUUAUGCCAACUGACUCUUACUUAUCGUAGCUUUGGAAAUGUUUGUCUAUACAUAAUCGAAAACCACAUAAAAAAUAAAUUUAUGAGGUAAAAAAAGGAAAAAGUUUCUUAUGUCAUAUUCGAUCUCCGAUCCCUGCCAGUAGAGUUUCAAAAUUUCAUGAAAGAGGCUACCAGAGUUUCCAAAGACAUUUUUUUUUUAAAAUGGGUGUUUUAUAAAAACCAGUGAUUUUGAAGAAUGGGUGUUUUUAUGAAAGCCCUUUGAAAAAUUGGGACUUAUCAAGCAUUGUGAAGAUGGGGAAUUUUUACUUGAAAGGCAUUUUACAUUUUUCUAAAAAGUGGGGGGGGGCGAUAACAAAUAUUGUGUCUUUCAAUCUUAUAUUUCUUGUUUUUUCUAGUCUUUUUUAUGGGGUUGGGUAUAUGAAUGUUUUUCACUUUGUUUACUUGGGCGUCAACUUUCCCUAAUGAUGUAUGUACAAUUUACAAAGGCAUAAUUUUCUAAGCAUAACGAUCAUAUGAAAAUGGUAUUGUAUAAUUAACCUUUAACAAUGGAAUGAAAAUAUCUACAGUUUA
Rhopilema esculentum is the source of this 4809-nucleotide messenger RNA. RefSeq lists its product as uncharacterized. Lineage: Eukaryota; Metazoa; Cnidaria; Scyphozoa; Rhizostomeae; Rhizostomatidae. Gene Ontology annotation, cellular component: cell surface. The record is from RefSeq and is a predicted model, not a curated record. Gene Ontology annotation, biological process: cell-matrix adhesion.